Hylaeus volcanicus is the source of this 2120-nucleotide messenger RNA. RefSeq names its product ecdysone 20-monooxygenase (gene shd). Lineage: Eukaryota; Metazoa; Arthropoda; Insecta; Hymenoptera; Colletidae. Gene Ontology annotation, molecular function: monooxygenase activity; iron ion binding; heme binding. Bases 162 to 1733 code for a protein of 523 amino acids. The transcript has 11 exons. The record is from RefSeq and is a predicted model, not a curated record.
CCACCACCACCACCACCACCACCACACCACACCAUCGCAGUUAUUUACCAUUGCCACCAUCACCAUCGGCGACAACGACGGCCACGGACGACGUUUGGUGUCUCUUUUUAACUGUCCCUCAGACUACGUUCACCCUCCGAGUUCCGGCGCAAAAUUUCGAGAUGUUACUUUCGAGCGCCUGGUUCGAAGUGAUUGCAGCGACGCUCUUGGCGAUCUUGAUCCUCGCUUAUCGACCAGCCUGGUGGUUCUGGACUGGAGCAUAUCACAAAAUUAACGCAGUCCCAAACGAAGAGAAACACCAGAGAAAAUUUCUAACGGUGUCUGAUGUGCCUGGACCCUAUUCCCUGCCGAUUUUUGGAACCAGGUGGAUAUUCUCCUGGUUCGGUUCUUAUCGACUGAAUAAGGUUCACGAUGCUUACAAAGAUCUGAAUCAACGAUACGGGCCGCUGUGCAAAGAGGAGGCAUUAUGGAACUUCCCUGUGAUCUCCGUGUUCUCUCGUCGCGACAUCGAGGCGGUCUUCAGACGGAGCUCGAGAUACCCGCUUCGUCCUCCGCAGGAGGUCAUAUCCCACUACCGGCGCAGUCGUCGCGAUCGUUACACGAAUCUGGGUUUGGUCAAUGAACAGGGGCAAGCGUGGCACGAUCUUCGGACCGCACUUACGUCAGAGCUGACCGGGGCCAACACUGUCCUUGGCUUCUUCCCGGCGCUCAACAUCGUCGCAGACUCGUUCAUCGAUUUAAUUCGUCGACGGAGGACGGGAGACAAGGUGGCGGGUUUCGAAGAGUUGGCCUAUAAAAUGGGACUCGAAAGUACGUGCACGCUGAUCUUGGGCCGACACCUCGGUUUCCUAAAGCCAGAUUCCACCAGCACAGUCACGACGAGAUUAGCGGAAGCCGUCCGGAUCCACUUCAGGGCCUCGCGCGAUGCCUUUUACGGCUUGCCGCUUUGGAAGUUGCUGCCAACGUCUGCGUACAAACAGCUGAUAGAGAGCGAGGAUACGGUUUACAGUAUCAUCUCGGACAUCGUCGAGGCCACGAUAAAGGAAAAACGCGACGAUGCUAAAGAUGAGUGCGUGGAAGCUGUCUUUCAAUCCAUUCUGCGGCAAAAGAAUCUGGAUGUACGGGACAAGAAGGCUGCUAUCGUUGAUUUUAUAGCAGCUGGCAUUCACACGCUGGGAAACACUUUGGUGUUUCUGUUCGAUUUGAUCGGGCGCAAUUCAAAGGUGCAAGCCGAUCUGUACGAAGAAGCGUGUUCGUUAGCGCCGCCAGGCUGUGAUCUGACGAUCGAGGAUCUACGGAAAGCCAAGUAUCUGCGUGCCUGCAUCACCGAAUCGUUUCGAGUCAUUCCCACGACAACUUGUGUCGCACGCAUUUUGGAAGAACCCAUUGAGCUAAGCGGAUAUCACCUUACCGCGGGAACCGUGGUUAUUUUGCAUACUUGGAUAGCGGGACUGAACGAGGAGAAUUUUAAAGACGCCGAUAAGUAUAUGCCCGAUAGGUGGCUGAAUCCCGUCACUCCGCAUUCGCCAUUGGUGGUUGCACCCUUCGGGUUCGGAAGAAGGAUAUGCCCUGGCAAGCGUUUCGUGGAGCUCGCUUUGCAGCUUAUCCUGGCAAAGAUCAUACGGGAAUUUGAGAUUAUCGUGGACGAAGACCUUGGUUUGCAAUUCGAAUUCAUCCUCGCGCCGCAGAGUCCGGUGCUCCUUGGAUUCCGUGAUCGUCCUCAGAAAACAUAACACCGAUUGUUCUCGAUACGUUCCGUCGAUCGGAGAUUAAACGCUUAUUUAAUUCCUCGAGACCCUCUCGGAGGUUUCGUUGUUCGAUUGUCCGGUUGUUAUUUUACGUUUGCAUUGUUUGUAUCAUGUUUAAUUCGUUGAAGAGCAGAUUUGUUCGUCCGUUCAAGAUAUUUAUCACAGAUAUAUUCUAGUAUUUAUAUUUAAUUGCUUGCGCGCCUCCGAGGUCGUCUUACUUUGCAUAAAGUUUGCGUAAAAGUGAGACCAUCUAAAAUACGUUAACAACCAGGCGCGUAAGGGAUGACUACGAGUCGUUUGCUCGGCGUUGUCGCGUUUAUAUCGGUUGAAAUCAUAGUUCAUUGACUACCGGCGAAUUACCUUUUUCUCGGG